Messenger RNA from Anoplophora glabripennis (Asian longhorned beetle), 3068 nucleotides. RefSeq lists its product as uncharacterized. The record is from RefSeq and is a predicted model, not a curated record. The transcript is spliced from 13 exons. Bases 128 to 2020 code for a protein of 630 amino acids. Lineage: Eukaryota; Metazoa; Arthropoda; Insecta; Coleoptera; Cerambycidae.
UAAGUAGUCUACUUGUUAGAGACAAAGUUAUCGUAACAACUUACAUUUAAGAAUACACCAUAAGUGCAACAUAAAGUGCUUGAGGACUGCGGGAACUACAAUGUGACUAAAGCAGAUAAGCUUCGCUAUGGACGUUCCAUGGACUUCCUUUUUUAUUCACUUCACUUUUAUUCUGUUUACACUACACUUCACCUCGACUUUCAAACAACAAGGGACUUGUUAUUUCCCUGUGCGAUGGGAGGGCACGUGGUUCCAAUCCGGAGUUCGCCAGCCGAUCGUCAUCGAAGGACCAAGGCUGAGCAACAAAGGAAGAUGUUUGGGCUUCGAGGGAGAUAAGUUUUUAGUUGUUGAUGACAAGCGGGCUUGUUACAGAUGUGUUGUGAUUCACGAGAAACAUCCUAAUGUACUGCAAUAUAAAGAAAGCAAUACAGUUUAUUACAAUCAAAACCUAACCAGCAAGCGGGCUUGUUACAGAUGUGUUGUGAUUCACGAGAAACAUCCUAAUGUACUGCAAUAUAAAGAAACUUACUGCCACAGUCGAGAUGCACUUCCGACAUUAUGCAGUCUAAUAACGGGAGACGCUUUGCUCUAUUCAAUGUUCAGAGAAAAUGCAGUGGCCGUCCCCUGCCCGUUCCGGGGUCCCUUCACGUUCACUUACAAUCGAGGACACGGAGAGUGCCGUUCGCCCGUGUCCAGCAUCGACUCCUGCACGGAAGAGAGCAAGCUGUUGCUCAGCUAUCAGGCUUGCCCGGAUGUACACGGAUCCGAAAGCGCAAUUGAGGAGUUACAAUGUUUGGCAACAUGGAAAGAAGGCAGUUCCAGGUACUUAGUGGGCAAAUUGCACCACAGCCACGCCACGUCAAACGAGGACAGGUUCAGGUGCUUUGUGUAUGAAAAAGCCUCGCCAACAUCAGAAGCUUUGGAUGGUGUCGAUUAUAGAGUCGCACAAAGCGGGGACGCAACCUGUAAUGGACUCUUCAGUGCCACCGAGGGAAGCAGGACUAUGACCCUUAAGAAAGCUUCCUCCUUGAACAAAUGUCGUUUCCCUUUCUGGGUGGCAAAUUAUAAUCACUGGCAUACUUUGGAUUAUUUCGCAACUUACAAUUUCCAUCACAGGAAUUCCACCCUCAGGAUAACCAAUUCUACUGGACUAGACAUGAAGGUUGUGUGUGUUCAAGUUAAGCACUCGACGAGAGAUGAGAACUCCGUUGUUCUAGUGACACACUUCACAAUGGGCUGCCAGAAUGGGUACAACUGCAUGUCUUUUUAUCGGAGAGAUGCCCACGUCAUCGAAGUACAAAUUGGAUCUCACACUAAGCGGCGAGAGGAUGCCUGUAGCGCCACUUUUUUCGACAGAAAUAAAUUGCCAUUUGUCACGUUAGUCACUACGUCUCCUGAGACCCGCGCCUGUCCAUAUAUGGGAAAAUUCGAAGUCAACAACUUGAUGCGCAACGAACGUAGCUCAUAUGUGAAUAAAUAUUCUCAUCUGCCGGACAGGUUUUACUUCGACUCGAAUUACUACGUGAAUAAAUUAUCCAGGCCAGGUUUCGGAGAUGAAAACCACUUGAGGAGGAUAAAACGUAUCGACCAGGAUUUCGACUGUGAUAGUAAUGGAUAUACAAAUCUCAUAAUAGGCUGUAACAAUAUUGACACCAUGGAGUUCAGAACUGAUUGCUCGGCACCCGAUUUUAUUACUUCAUACUCUUGUCAUGGUGGAUGGGAAGAAAACGGAACGAAUUUCCUAAUAACCACGCCUCUAAGUCGAGCAUCUCACGGUGCACGAAGGUACUGCUUCAUGUACAAGGAACAGGGCUCUGGCAUGGUGAUGUUCUCCACGUCUGCCGACAGCUGCGACCGACUUCUUAAACCGGGCAUAACUGGCGAACUCAUCUUUAAUAUCACUACUCUUGGAAAAUGCGUCGAGACAAGCACAUCCACAAAAGCAGAUUCCUUUAGUGCUUUGCUUAUAUGGCCCACCUUAUACUGUAUUAUAAAAGUAGUAACAAUUAUUCAAAGAUGAUCGAUAUGUUAGUAAGUUAGGUUUAUACUAAUAAUGAGACUGUAUGAAAUAUUUCAACGGUUGUGUUAGGAAGAAAUGCGGGUAGUAUAUCACGGAUCGAAAUAAAAAAUACAUAAAAUACAGUAUAUUCCAAUGAUUCAUGCAUUUUAUUAUUUGCUUACUUAUACCUGUAUAUUUUAAUAUAAAAGUUAAUUAUCAGACGAUAUUGCACUUAACGUUCCUAAUGACUAUUUCUUAGAAACUAAAAAUAUUGUAUUUUAAAUCUAUACCAGCCACUGGUACAGUACAGUAAAAGAUUCUACGUGGUAUACCUAUAUUUUUUAAUUCCAUCAAAAUAUUUUCGUUUUUCACUUGUUUCGUAAUAUGUAUUUGCAAUUUUGUUUAACUUUUAUAGACAAUAAUACUUUUUGAUAAUUUCAUUUAAAAUAAAUACUAUUAAAGACCAAAUUGUUUGAGUUGAAUUGAUAUGGUUCAACAAGGGAACUAACUUUUGUGAAAUUAAAUGGGACGAUCUACAAAUUAUCUUUUAAAAAAUAUUGUAGCCAUUUUUCAAAUUCUCUAAUAUCUGUAUUGAAAAAUUUCAUUACACACCAUUUAUGAAAGUGCCCACUUUCUCAGAAAAAUUGUUACUGGAAUUAAUUACUUCCUACAUCAAUGAUAUUUUAUUAUAAUUAACAAUCCAUGACAUAUUCAAAAUUUAAAAUUUGAGAUUUUAUUAAGAAAACAGAAAACUCUGCUCUUCAUUACCUUCCCUAUGUAUCCAGUUACGAAGUUCCACUAGAUGGUGGGAAGAUAACAUUUUUUUAAAAAUAAUAUAGCAACAAUCAUUUAUUAUAAAGCCAAACAAUGUUGAGACCAAAAAUAUAAGCAUGUAAAAGUUAUCUAAUCUUCAAUACAAGAUUUGUUGGCCUAUGCCUUUAAAGUAAAGUAAAAGUACAACAGCUGAUAAUAAACUUAAAUUUAAAAAAUAUCGAAGCUGUAUUUUUCAAUUAUUUUAGAAUCCAAGGCCUAAUUUUUUCAACACUACAAUUUCCAUCCAGAUUUUAAA